CACAAGGACAAAAAGUUGUGGGGUAAACGACAGGAAAACCCUACACCCCUCCCUCCACUCUCACCCGAGGGGAGUGAGUGAGUGAGUGAGUGAGUGUGUGAGAUAGAGAGUCGGGAGCGCGCUUGAAGGAAACGGGGAAAACAUCGCUGCGUAACUCCGCUAAACUUUGCGACUUCUCGUUAAGUGACGAAUAAAGUUCAAUCCCGCGUGUCUGUAUCCCAUUAAGUUCACGCUGAGAUCGGAUUUUUCCUCAGGACGGACGGCGGUGCGUGAGGAGGACAGCAUGAGCACUGUGUGCAGAUUGUGUGCAGUUUGGUGUUGUGUGUUGGCCGUGCUGCCUGCAUCUACAGCUGAUACAGCAGAGAAGCAGGUGACUGGACGACGGUCUCGUCAGGCAGAGGAGGAUGGGCUAGAAGGGGUGUGGGGUCCAUGGAGUGACUGGACAGAGUGUUCUCAGAGCUGUGGUGUGGGUGUAUCUGAAAGGAGGAGACAAUGCAUGCCACCGCCCCAUACCCCGCCCCUUGUCUGGAGCAGACCAGAUUACCGGCCCCAAGGUGUCCCAAACCACACCCCUGUAAUCUCUGCUGUAAGACCCCACUACAACUCCUUGUAUCCUGGCAACGAGUCCCCUCCAUAUGGAGCAGGGGUUGCUGAGAGACCUCCGUUUUAUUCUCCACCUCUCCCAGCCAAUCAAAAUCCUGGAUUACCACUGUACCGAAAUGAAGCUGGUAGUGCCGGGCCAGCACAGUUCGGCCCACCCAAUCAGGAGCCAGUUUCAGUUUACAGGUCACCUUUGUUUCCUGGCUCAUCGUCAUCAUCCUCUUCACUUACAUAUAACCAAAAUGCAAGAGUUCCUGGACGGCCAUCUGGUCAUGGGCCAGGAAGAGCUGCGGCGAGUGGUAGCAGGAGGUCAGUUACCACCAAUAGGGCUCCAGCAUCUGUAAGAAGGUCUAGUUCUUCUAUUCGCCCUGGACAGUUUGGGUACGGCAGGGUCCCGUACUCUCUCCCCCUGCACCGUCAAAACCGUCAUGUGCACCAGACGCGCCACCACAACAGCACCACCACAGACAGUCUCAAUGUCCUAGACAUGAAUCCCAUCUUAGCUGAAGACAAAACAGAGGGAGAUGUUGAAACAACUAAAGCAGACGUGACCAAAAUUGGCAGAGAACGAAAAGAGGAGGGGAGAUCAGAAAAAGACAGGGUCGAGAUGGAGACAGAAACCCUUACCGUCACUAGAGAAAAGAGUGAUGAUGCAGCAGAGAAGCCAAUGGAUUCAGAGAUGCACAGACGACCAGAAAGAAUAAGGGAACGAGAGCGACUCCCUCAUUCUCAGUCUCGGACCCAGAGACAAAGCCAUGCGCACGUGGCCCGUGACAGACGCAUUGACGGCCGGGCUUCUCGCCAAGUCCCGCACCCUUACACACAAACUAUCUAUAGAGCACAAACUCCCAGAGACCCUACUUCUUACAAUCUGCAUUCCCCCAACCUCCAAACAACCUCAACAAACUCGAACCCUGAACCCUGGGUCUUGCAAAAUCAGCCACCCAGAAAUGAAGCUUCCAACAACUAUAGAUGCUCUGGAAGGAACAGAGAGUACCGCAGGUGCAGUUUACAGGCUUGUCCAGGUGCAGCAGUGAACCCCAGGGCUGAGCAGUGUGCAGCAUUUAACAGUCAGGAGUUUAUGGGACGUGUGUAUGACUGGGAGCCUUUCACAGAAGUGGGCCUCGAGCAACAGUGUGAGUUGACCUGCCGACCCAUCGGGUAUCGUUUCUACGUCCGCCAGGCGGAGAGGGUACGAGAUGGGACUCCGUGUGCGAAUAACACACCCAAUGACGUGUGUGUGGGAGGACGCUGUCUGAGUGAGGGUUGUGACGGUGUGUUAGGUUCAGGGUUGGUUCGAGAUCGCUGCGGUGUGUGUGGAGGUGAGGAGGGCACCUGUCAGAAGAUCACAGGCAGUUUCUUGAACACAAGCGUUCCACUGGGUUACCACAAAAUCCUGGAAAUCCCGCCCGGAGCCACAGCUAUCAACAUCACAGAGAAACGAGCCAGCCCCAACUAUCUGGCCCUGCGCAGUGGAACGGGUCAGUCUGUGGUGAACGGACGGUGGGCGGUCGAUCCACCAGGCGAGUAUCAGGCCGGAGGGACCACCUUUCUGUACAGCCGCCCAAAAGCUGUUUCUCAGGAGCAGGGGGAAGAGAAAGGCGAGUCUCUGACCGCACCUGGACCUACAACCGCCCAACUGCAGUUAUAUAUUAUUUUCCACAAGCAGAAUCCAGGCAUAGACUAUGAAUAUUACAUCCCUGUGGAGAAACGGGAAGAACUUAGAGAAAUCAGUGCCGUUGAGAUCCCUGCCGCUUUUCCUCCCGUUCCCUCCUCACCUCAGUUUUCUUUACCAUCCUCCUCAUCAUCUUCCUCAUCAUCUGAUCGAUGGCCACCCGAGAGGCCCCGCCCACAGGGCUCUGGACCUCCUCGUAAUGCCAGGAUCCCUCCACGCACAGACCUCCCGUUGGACAGUCAGCCUCCUUUCGUGUGGCGUCGGGGCGCAUUAACAGAAUGCACUGCUAGCUGUGGCAAAGGCUCGCAGUACAGAGAGAUUGUGUGUGUGAACAGACACACAGAUCAGGAGGUCCACGAGAGGAGGUGUGACUCCGCAACCAAACCUUCCCCGGAGGAGGAACUAUGCAAUAUUCACCCAUGUCCACCAUUCUGGGAUAUGGGACAAUGGUCGGAGUGCAGUGUCUCUUGCGGCCGAGGGGUCCAGCAGCGACACAUCCAGUGCAGACAGAGUUUUGGGAAUCUCUCUACAAUGGUUCACCCUCAGCGCUGUGCAAGUCUCACCCGACCCAACUCCACUCAGAUCUGCCACCCUCGUGUCUGCUCCCACUGGGAGAUCAGCACCAACUGGAGCGCGUGCUCAGUGGAUUGUGGAGUGGGAAAGAGAACCCGGAGCGUUCGCUGCGUCAGUGACUUUGGAAACACUGUGAGUGACAGGGAGUGCAGUGACAGGCUCCGCCCACAACGAACCGAGGACUGUCAAAUGGGUCCCUGUGUCACAAACUGGUACUUCACCGAUUGGACGAGCACUUGUUCUGCGUUAUGCGGGCCAGGCGUCCAGAGGAGAGAGGUGGUGUGUUUGUCCAGAGGAGGAAAGAGAGAAGGAGAUUGCACGUCGGAAAAACCGGCUGAUAUGAAGGGCUGUAACGGGGGUCCCUGUACACCCAUCAACCUCUGGUACACUGGACCCUGGGGACAGUGUAAUGUCGCGUGUGGGAACGGAACGCAACGCAGGGACGUCAUCUGUGUGAAGAAGACAGGAAGUGACUUCACAGUGAUCAAUACUAAAGAGUGUUCACACCUGGACAAACCAUCACCAGUACAGACAUGUGAACUGGAGCCCUGCAAACCGCAGUGGUUCACCACUGAAUGGAGCGCGUGCUCUCGUUCAUGUGGUGAUGGCAUGCAGACGCGAGAGAUACGGUGUCUGACAGUGGACAAACAGCACAGCUCGGCCUGCGAUCUCGAGUCUAAACCUGCACACGAGCAAUCUUGUAACACAAUACCCUGCAGUCCGUUUGAAGAUGAGAACUGUAAAGACAGAAGGCAUAACUGUGUAACGGUGGUCCAGGCUCGACUCUGCGUCUACUCCUAUUACAAGACCGUCUGUUGUGCUUCCUGUACACAGAGUGCACAGAGGGCCAAAAGACAGUGAUCCUACAAAGGUUAAAGGUCACCGUGUUCAGACCUUAUUGUAAUCAACUGCGGAGCCGAAACUCAGUGACUAGUUCAUACAUCUAUCCCAGCCAAUCAGAGGCUGCACCAUAUUUUAAUGAAAUUUCAGCAGAAAAUGCCGAUCUGAACUGAGAUCAGGAUCCCUUUAAAUGUUACAAAUACUGUGCUCACCAGUAGCUUUAUCUCCAUUGAUGAAGACUGACCAGCAGUGCUAAGACGGUUUACUACACUAUACUAUCAGUGAGGAUGCCAAAAUACUCAAUCAUACCUUAAAAUCAAUACAGUAUCCAAGCAAAUGCACUGAGGUCACAGGUCAACAUUCUUAUAUGGCACUUAUAUGAAGAUAAAGUUUAA
Molecule: messenger RNA, 4083 nt
Organism: Misgurnus anguillicaudatus (oriental weatherfish)
Lineage: Eukaryota; Metazoa; Chordata; Actinopteri; Cypriniformes; Cobitidae
Source: RefSeq, a predicted model, not a curated record